GCUUGUGGAAUACGUGACAGAAGGCAACACACAUACAGUUGCUUCUAUAUACUGAUGUCCUGAUCUUAACAGCUCGGUAACAAAAUGGUUCCAGGAGGUCUACUUCUUUUCUGUGCAAGUUUGCUUGUCGCUGCACCCUCGAUAUGCCAAGGAGCAUGUUCCAUCAAUUCUUACUGCUCAGACUGUGCCAAUUAUACUGAAGAAGGACAUACAAAAUGGAGAUUCUAUUGCAACCCUUACAGCGGAUACUAUAUAGAUCCUUCACACUUUACGGUUACUAACGAUACGGUUGAAUUAUUUCAAGUCAAAUAUUUUUCGUCAAGUUCUAAACUUAGCAUCUACAGUGGAGCUUUCCGAUAUAUCCCUAAUAUCGUACAUGCAGACAUAAGGAACACGCGAAGCACCAAUCCUUCUAUAAGUUCAAGAGCUUUCUAUUACGGUGUACAGAACAGCCUGCGAGCUUUGUUGUUCCGGAGCUCCUACCUUACCACCGUCCCCUCUGCCUUGACACAUCUAACGGCUUUACAGGAGCUGGAUCUUGGAGGAAACAGAAUAACUGGUGACCCAUAUAACUAUCUAAGUUACCUGACAUCGCUCCAGUCGCUGUGGCUUGACAACAACCGUCUAUUGAGUAGUGUCCCAGCAUCGUUAGAGCGCCUACCCAAUCUCCGGAAAUUGUCACUCGCAAGCUGCUAUUUAAACCGGAGUUCUCUAACGUCAUUCCGCCAGCUACCCAGGUCCUUAGAGUGGCUGAACGUUUAUAAUAAUUACCAACUUGCUGAAGUACCUUCUGGCAUUGGCUUGCUUCGAAACUUGACCUAUCUAAACAUGAGAUACUGUAAUCUGAACUCUCUGCCGGUCAAUGUCUUCGCCAAUUUGAACAAGCUGGAGGUCCUAGAUCUUAGUCAAAACCCCAGUAUUACUUCAUAUCUUGAUGCUCUUGCCAAUCAAAAGUCGUUGAAAGUUCUUAGUCUUUCCAACAUGGGUUCUUCUUUAACAGACAUACCUAGUGCAAUAUCUGGCAUGGAAAAGAUGGAAGAACUUGACUUAAACAAUAAUAGAAUACGAGGAGUAAAUCAUAACCAUUUUGCUAAAAUGGUACAGUUAAGGAAACUCAAUCUGGCCAACAAUAAAAUAACUUCUCUUGACCCGCUGUCAUUCCAAUAUUGUGUCCAGCUGGAAGAACUGGAAUUUAGUUAUAACCUGAUACAGGAAGUCAACCCAAUCCAUUUUGUUGCACAGGUACGGUUGAGAAAGAUCAAUCUGAGUUACAAUAGGAUCCACUCCCUUGGUCCACGGUUGUUUCAAAAUUGCAAAAACUUGAAGUAUGUUGACUUUUCGAACAACUUAAUCACCAAAAUGGAUCAAAAUGUAUUUAUCGGUCCGUCACAAUCCCUGAGGUAUGUCGACCUGCGCAAUAAUAAAUGUGACACGUUUCACAAGUGUAUAGUUGCAAAACUAGAGCAAUUUCAAACAUUCUACUUCUCCACCGCAUUUUUUAAUUGCGAUUGCCGUUUAGCCUGGGUCCGACAAAUUACCAACCAAUACGGUUCCAGGGUAUCUGUCAGUGGAGCGUGCUAUCGCCCAAGGGAGCUUUACAGUGAGCCAGUGUCCUCAUAUCCGCUAAAUGGUUGCACACCUGACGACGAAAGUUUUGAAAGUUGCAACAUUGCCUCGACCACGAACAACCCCGAUACAGAGAUGGAACCCACGCCUACUAGCAAGGCUUUGUACCACUCGCUCGUCAAUUCAGCCCAAAAAUCAAGUCUGAAUAAAGACCUCCGAAGCGUUCAAACUAUCACGACUGUGUCUGUAUCUGUCGCCGUUAUCGCCAUUGUGGCAUUCCUCGCUACUCUCGUAGUAUUGUUGACAUGCUUCUUCAGGCAACGAAACCAAGUGAGCAGGAGGAGCCAGGAUCACGUCAAUCAAGGUCUCCAGCUAUCGGAGGGGGUCCAGGGUGAACGGUCACCUGAAGGUCAAUGUUCUGGAGAAAACUUGUAUCAGAACACGGAUGGGAUGGUUAGCAGCGCCCCCAGUGGCGCCUAUGAGCCUCUGAGGAAAGAUGGGCAGGGUUUGACACAACAUAGAGGCCAUUACGCCUCCUCUCCUGUAGUUCAUAAGCACUGGACGCAGAAAUCUUCCCUGAAAACUUCCACAGGAAGCGACCCCUUUGCUCCGGCGAAUAUUGCUUUACCAGCGCCGCCUAUUGUUGAUCGGGACAGUGCUAGACUGACCGUGAACACGGGUAACAGAAUGGUCCCCGGAGGUCUCUUUCUUUUCUGUGCAAGUUUGCUUGUCGCUACACCCUCAAUAUGCCAAGGUGCCUGUUCCAUCAAUUCUUACUGCUCAGACUGUACCAAUUUUACUGAGGAAGGACAAACAAAAUGGAGAUUCUACUGCGACCCUUACAGUGGAUAUUAUAUAUAUCCUUCCCACUUUACGGUUACCAACGAUACGGUUGAAUUAUUUCAAGUCAAACAAUUUUCAUCGAGUUCUACGCCUACUAUACGCAGUGGCGCUUUCCGAAAUAUCCCUAAUACCUUACGUGUAGACAUUAGGAACACGCGAAGCACCAGUCCUUCUGUGCAUUCAUUGGCUUUCUAUUACGGUGUACAGAAUAGCCUGCAAACUUUGCUAUUUCGGAGCUCCUACCUCAACGCCGUCCCCUCAGCCUUAGAAUAUCUAACGUCUCUACAGGAGCUGGACCUUGGAGGCAAUAGAAUAAGUGGUGACCCAUCAAACUAUCUUAGUUACCUGACAUCACUCCAGUCGCUAACGCUUGACAACAACCGCCUAUAUAGCAGUAUCCCAGCAUCCUUGGAGCAUCUACCCAAUCUCCAGAAAUUGUCAGUCGCAAGCUGCUACCUAAACCGGAGUUCUGUGACGUCAUUCGGCAAGCUUCCCAGGUCCUUAGAGUGGCUGAACCUUUACAACAAUUACCAACUUUAUGAAGUGCCUUCGGGUAUUGGCUUGCUUCGGAAUCUGACCUAUCUAAACAUGAGAUACUGUAAUCUGAACUCUCUGCCGGUCAACGUCUUCGCUAAUUUGAACAAACUGGAGAUCCUAGAUCUUAGUCAAAACCCCAGUAUUACUUCAUAUCUUGAUGUUCUUGUCAAUCAAAAGUCGUUGAAAGUUCUUAGACUUUCCUACAUGGGUUCUUCUUUAACAGACAUACCUAAUGCAAUAUCUGACAUGGAAAAGAUGGAAGAACUUGACUUAAAGAAUAAUAGAAUACGAGGAGUAAAUCAAAUCCAUUUUGCUAAAAUGGUACAGUUAAGGAAACUCAACCUGGCCAACAAUAAAAUAACUUCUCUUGAUCCGCUGUCAUUCCACUAUUGUGACCAGUUGGAAGAACUGGACCUUAGUAAUAACCUGAUACAGGAAGUCAACCCAAUCCAUUUUGUUACACAGACGGAACCCACGCCUGCUAGUAAAACUUUGAAUUCGGCCCAACUAUCCAGUCUCCAAAAGGACCUCAGCAACGUUCAAACUAUCACAACUGUGUCGGUAUCUGUCGCCGUUGCCGCCCUCCUGGCAUUUGUCGCUACUAUCGCUAUGUUGCUGACAUGCUUCUUCAAGCGUCGAAACCGAGUGCCCUCAAACGGGAGGAGCCAGGGUCACGUCAAUCAAGGUCUCCAGCUAUCGGAAGGGGUCCAGAGUGAAAGGUCUCCUGAAUGUCAAAGUUCUGGAGAUAAUUUGUAUCAGAACACGGAUGGGAUGGCCAGCAGCGCCCCCAGUGGCGCCUAUGAACCUCUCAGAAAAGAUGGGCGGGGUUUGACACAGCAUAGGGGCCAUUACGCCUCCUCCCCUGUAGUUCAUAAGUAA
Molecule: messenger RNA, 3825 nt
Organism: Lingula anatina
Lineage: Eukaryota; Metazoa; Brachiopoda; Lingulata; Lingulida; Lingulidae
Source: RefSeq, a predicted model, not a curated record